Messenger RNA from Rotaria sp. Silwood1, 1854 nucleotides. The record is from the annotation of a GenBank genome assembly. Lineage: Eukaryota; Metazoa; Rotifera; Eurotatoria; Philodinida; Philodinidae.
AUGCUCUAUCCUAUUAUUGAAGCAUUUGGUAAACUUGGUUUACCCGGUGUAAGAAAUGAUGAUUUUUUUGACCGACUUAGUCGAAAAUAUUCGAUAAUUAUUUUUGGUAUAUGUUUUAUUAUUGUUACAACAACACAGUUUGUUAGUAAUCCAAUUCAUUGUUUCACACAAAUGGUCGAUAGUAAAUAUAAAAUCGAUUAUGUGAAUUGGGUGUGUUGGAUUAGUUCAUCGUAUUAUUUACCAUUUGAUAAACCACUUCCAAAUCGAAAUCAAUCACGACCUGAAAAAAUUCCUUAUUACCAAUGGGUACCAUUUAUUCUUUUUGGUAUGAUGAUACUUUUCUAUAUACCUGGCUUUAUUUGGCGAAAGAUAAAUCGAAAUUGUGGUAUUGAUACAAAAGUUAUUACAAGUAUUAUAGCAGAUAUGGAUCCAUUACAUAGUGAAAAUCGACAAGAUGCUAUGAAUAUGUUAGUUAAACAAAUUGAUAAAGCAUUAACUUAUCAUCGUGAUUAUCAUCAUGGAUUUAUGUUUAGUACGUGGAAACGGUUUUCAUGUUUAUCAUGCUGCAGUUUAAGUCAACAUUCUGGAAAUUAUUUAGUUUGUGGUUAUAUUCUUGUUAAAUUACUUUAUAUAGCUAAUGCUAUUGGUCAACUUUUUCUUCUCAAUAUUUUUAUGGGUCAAAAAUUUUAUUUAUAUGGUUUUGAAGUUCUUCAAAAAUGGUUUCAUGGACAAGAAAUAAAAGCUCUUGAAAGAUUUCCACGUAUAACUAUGUGUCGAUUUAUUCUUCGAACAUUUGGUGAUAAUAUUCAACCAUAUGAUGUUCAAUGUCUUCUACCAAUUAAUAUAUAUAAUGAAAAAAUUUUUUUAAUGAUUUGGUUUUGGCUUGCUUUUGUUUCUAUUAUGUCUAUCUAUGGUUUAAUAAAAUGGUUGCAUUAUUUUACUUUCAAAUCACGUAAAAAUUUUAUUCAUCAUUUUCUAAAAGCAAAUCAAAUUGAUUGUUAUUCGGAAAAUACAACACAUCUUAAUACUGAAAUACUUCCAACUUUUGUUGAUCGAUAUUGUCGACAAGAUGGUAUUUUAUUAUUACGUAUUGUUAAUGCAAAUGCAACGAAAGUUCUUGUUGGUGAACUUGUAUGUGCUCUUUGGAAUCAUUGGCAAAAGCAACGACAAAUUCGUAUUGAUAGUUUACCUCAACAUACUAAUAAUCACAAGGGAAAAUUACUCGAAGAUCAUGAUAAUAAUCAAUUGGGUUUAAUACCUUUGACAAUACCAAUAUCGAUUAUUAAUGAUGAUCGUUAUGUUACGUUACCACCACAAGAAAUUCAUAAAGAUACCUUGGUUACUGGUGAUUAUGAUAUAACUGACCGUCCUGGUUUACCUACACAUCUUGAAGUAAAAGAUACUAAAGGACAUAUAUUAUAUAAUAAAGAAGAUGCAAUUAAAGGAAAAUUUGCAUUUACAACAGAAGAAUUUGAUAUAUUUGAUGUAUGUUUUGAAACUAAAUUAUUACAUGGUCAACAACAACAUCAUUUAUCAUCUCAACAUACUACAAAACAAGUAACAAUACAUAUAAAACAUGGUGUUGAAACAAAAGAUUAUGAUGCAUUAGCUAAAGCUAAUAAACUUAAACCAUUAGAAAUUGAAUUAAAUCGUUUAGAAGAUUUAUCAACUUCUAUUGUAUCUGAUUUUGCUUUUAUGAAAGAACGUGAAGAAGAAAUGCGAAAUACAAAUGAAUCAACAAAUACUAAAGUUCUUUAUUUUUCUAUUUUUUCAAUGUGUUGUCUUAUGAGUUUAGCUAUAUGGCAAGUACUCUAUUUACGACGAUAUUUUAAAGCUAAAAAACUUAUUGACUAA